AGGUGCGUAUCAAAAGAAUUUAAAUGCGAUCACAGCAUGGUAGGCCAGGAGUCCAACAGUUAUGCAUAGAGAGAGAAAAAAGUCCUUUGUCAGUGCGCAAAUUCUUUUUUGCAGCACAUCAACCCGCCCGCCAAUGAACAGGCUAAAUUAAUAAAGAAAAACUGAAACGCAAAAAAUUACGUCAGCCCAAAUAUUUAGGAUAUUUUUUAUAAUAAAUAUUUAUUACUCAUUUUUUGCGUUUGUUGUUUUAAGAAUGAUAAAACAAAGAAAAUUUUAAUAUCAAAAACUGCGUUAAAAAAAUUUAUUUGAAAAAUUGCUUAUUACUGGUUGUUGUAAGGGAUGCCCAUGCCCAAUUGCUGAAUGGGCACCGGAGGCGGCGCUGCCUCCAUAGCAACGUGGGCGGGCCAACAGGUGGGGUGCUGUCGCGUGCUCCUCAGGGGUAUAAAGCGGGCAGCCAGGGGUGGGUUGUUGUGUCAGUGCGAGAUGCAUCGAGAGGCGGUGGUGUUGACAGCGCUGCUGCUCAUCGGGGGCCUCUCAACCCCUGCGACCUCCGAGUCGUCAAAGGCCAAGCGAAGCAUAGCCUCGAUGCCAGAUUUAGGCGCUCUACUGUCACCUGGCUUGGUGCAGCGCGUGCAGCAAGAGAAAGAUGACGACCAGGAGGAGGUUCAGGAUGAAAAACGUCACUCAAAACACCAUCCUUACAGCGAAUACCUAUUUUGGCUACGGUCUGGAGAAUGUCCAGAUACUGAAGAGGGCAGUCCAGGCUUCUUCUGUCCCACCCCGGACACAAAUGGACAGUGGCGGUGUGUGACAGAAUUUCAACUGUGCGACCACAUGCGUGACUGCCCCAAUGGUGAAGACGAGUUGCCCACCCACUGUCUCUUCUACAGUGUGGUAAAUACCAACUACAUUCUCUCGUUUGAUCCAAACUCAUUUCUCGAAGCUGACUAAGAGUCUGUUGCUGAGACCUAUCCUCAGCAAACACAACCACGUUUGAUACACUCAAAAGCGGCCACAUCAGAUGAAAAUUUUUGAGUUAUGGCCGCUUGCUGAGUUGAUUCCGCGCCCAACCCACCCUGCGGAGGCACCCUCCUCAGACUGGACUGGUCGCAUAAUCUGAGCCUUAAAGGAAUCAAUUCUCGGCGUCCCCUUCACAAUCUUUCCUGCUUGUGUUAAACUUAUAACCAAAGAUCUAUGUGAAAUGGAAAAAAAAUAGUAAAAUGCAAUUAUAAAGCUUUUGUUCAUUGGACGUGCAAAUAAAUUUAAUUCACUACAAAAACGGUGGACGCUUCAAU
This is a messenger RNA of Neocloeon triangulifer, 1295 nucleotides long. RefSeq lists its product as uncharacterized. NCBI's taxonomy places the organism in Eukaryota, Metazoa, Arthropoda, Insecta, Ephemeroptera, Baetidae. The record is from RefSeq and is a predicted model, not a curated record. Gene Ontology annotation, cellular component: terminal bouton. Gene Ontology annotation, molecular function: transmembrane receptor protein tyrosine kinase activator activity; protein binding. Gene Ontology annotation, biological process: positive regulation of MAPK cascade. Bases 361 to 951 code for a protein of 196 amino acids. The transcript has 4 exons.